AUGACCUUAUUCUUAGACCUCUUUCAAUACCUCGUAUCGCCCAUUCCAGAGCACCUGUGCGUACGUUCAGAGCCUCAGACCUCACAACCAUUGAGUGCUGUGUUUGAGGAGACCAUAGAGUGUGAGGAAACACUAGUGACAAACAACAGAAUCUCCGUAUACUACGAGUCCAUAUGUCCGGACAGUCGACGGUUUAUACUUAACCAACUGAUCCCGACGUACGACAAGUUGAGUCCUUACGUUGACGUCGAUCUGAUACCGUUUGGCAACGCGAAUGUCAGUUACCCUAACCACGACUUCAAGCCGUACUUCCAGUGCCAACACGGCCCGGACGAGUGCUACGGCAACAAAGCGCAGGCCUGUGUCAUCGAUCUGACCAAAAGCACCCGACCCUCGCUCUCCUAUAUUAAGUGCAUGUUUUCGGCCGACAAUUGGAGGCAAACCGCGAUCACUGCCCAAAAGUUCAUCGCCUUUUCUUACGACUAA
Medioppia subpectinata is the source of this 486-nucleotide messenger RNA. Lineage: Eukaryota; Metazoa; Arthropoda; Arachnida; Sarcoptiformes; Oppiidae. The record is from the annotation of a GenBank genome assembly.